UAAUGAGUCCGUUGAAAGGAGGUCAACUCUAAUACUGCGAAAAAUGUUUUCCGAACACUUGCACCUGAUAGUUGGGCGGUGAUCCGGCUGAAUCGCCGUGAUGUUAAAUUCAGUAGCUCAUUAUUGCGUUGGUAUCCGAUCGGUCGAACAUUCGCGGAUGGUGUGUGGAUUAGUCAGUUUUAUUCGAUAAAAAUCAACAGUGAUAAGACAAUGAAAAUAGUGAACUAUUUGAAAGUGUGUUUAGUGUUCGGUUGUGUUCUCGUGAGCAUAUCUGCUGAUAAGAAAAAACGUGGCCUUUAUCAUGGUUUGGCAGGAUAUACCGUUCCUCUGGGCGUAGGUUUCCAUCGACCAUAUCAUCCAAGUCCCUACGCGAAGUUUCCUGGAUUACAUAAAGGACAUGGAGGUGUUCUUCCACCCGGAUAUGCACUGUUCCCAGGAAGUGCAACUGUAACAUCAUUCCACAAAAAUUACCCCAAAAUACCAGCCAUAUACGGAUCAAGUUAUAUACCAACAUACCAACCAGCUCUUGGUGUUUCUACAGCAGGAUUUGUGCGUCCGGUUGCGAGUUUUUCGCCACCAAUUGCUUCGGUAGCACCUGUAUCGCCUGUAUUCGGUCAAUCUUACCCCACGUUCGCAGAAGUUCCUGUUUCACAAGCGCCUACCUAUGUUCCUUUUGGAAACCCCCAGGAAACUUCUUACUUUGCGGCCUACCCACAGAAGCCGCUUAUUCCUGUUGCUGUUCCUGUGCCAGAAAAACCUAAAGUGCCAAUCCUAGCACAGAGACCAUUCUUCACAUCAUUCUCGAAUGUUCUCCCAAGCGGAGUUGUUCCUUCGGGGGCUUACAAUCCAACGGUUGCCGUCUCUAAUUUAUCUCCAACGUUUGUCGGGGUUCCCAUUGCUGGACCAACCGCCUCAACCCCUACUGUAACAACUGCCUCGGGAGCUCACCCGGGCCAACAAUCUUGGCGCCCAGUUAUCGUAAACCAUCAUCAUCCUACCGUAACACCAGCAACAACAACCGCGUUCAAACCAUCGCUAAGUCUGUUGCCUCCUUACGCUCUUCCAUCCAACUCCCAGGGUCAGAUUUACAUCAGUAGCACUCCUGCCCCCCACAUCGGGGAUAGUCAGCAACAGCACCAACAGACGCUUUUUGAUCUUGAGCAAGCAUCUCCUCAUCACCAAAACCAGAACGAUGGGAACGGAGCCUUCAAUGGUCAACCAUAUGAUGUAGCUUCCAACCACGGUCGAUAUACUGGCCCAUCGAGCUACGAUGUCGAUAUAACUCACAACGGUUACCAGAAGAAAUGAUCUCGGAACCGCCAGAACUGUUACAGUUCAAAUGCCAUUGCAAUAUUGUGGAUAGAUAUAAUUGGUAUAACAUUAGAUAAUAUUUAUUGACAUUGCGCAGCGUCUUUUCUUGAAUAUGGAAUCAAAAGACGUCAAUGCCGCCCACGUGACUAACACUAAUGUUCGCAUCUAAUUUUGGCAGAGACGGAACUAUUUUAUUAUUCAUAUACUGUUGUAGAUUCCCAUUUCUAUAUGAUAAAUGAACAUUACUUCAUAAUCGUACGUGCCUGUAGAAAAUAUGGAAGUU
This is a messenger RNA of Toxorhynchites rutilus septentrionalis, 1594 nucleotides long. RefSeq names its product probable serine/threonine-protein kinase roco5. The coding region runs from base 211 to 1308 and encodes 365 amino acids. Lineage: Eukaryota; Metazoa; Arthropoda; Insecta; Diptera; Culicidae. The transcript has 3 exons. The record is from RefSeq and is a predicted model, not a curated record.